GGCCGCGGCCUGAGAUCGCGGUGGAUGCGCGCGCGGGUGCCUCGCUUGGCUCACUGUGAAGCAAGUCUGGACUAUGUAGCCUCGGGGAGCAGACCUCGGAAGGCUGGCUGGAAACCCAAGGGAAGAAGAUUCAGCAGCGGAACUGUUAUUGUUGAAAACUCUCUUGGCUUGGACUCAGUUUACCCACUGACAUUGAUGAUAAAGUGACGUUGGCUGCUGCAGAAGGAGUUCACCACCUACGACUUCCCCAGCAUGUCGGCUGAAAAUAAUCAGUUAUCAGGAGCAUCACCUCCUCACCCUCCCACAACUCCCCAAUGUUCCACACAGACCUUACCUUCAGAGAAAGAGGAUACUGAAGUAGAACUAGAUGAGGAAAGUCUACAGGAUGAAUCUCCAGUUUCUCCAGAGGGAGAGUCUGGAGAGGACAAAGAGUAUCUGGAGGAAGAAGAGGACCUGGAAGAGGAAGAGGAUCUGGUGAAGGAAGAAUACUUGAAGGAGGAAGAGCAUCUGGGGAAGGAAGAGCAUCUGGAGGAGGAAGAGUAUUUGGGGAAGGAAGGGUAUCUGGAGGAGGAAGAGUAUAUUGAGGAGGAAGAGUAUCUGGGGAAGGAAGGGUAUCUGCAGGAGGAAGAGUAUCUGGAGAAGAAAGAGCAUCUGGAGGAGGAAGAGUAUCUGGGGAAGGAAGGGUAUCUGGAGAAGGAAGGGUAUCUGGAGAAGGAAGAGUAUAUUGAGGAGGAAGAUUAUCUGGGGAAGAAAGGGUAUCUGGAUGAGGAAGAGUAUCUGGGGAAGGAAUGGUAUCUAGAAGAGGAAAAGGCUCUGGAAAAGGAAGAGAUUCUGGAGGAGGAAGAAGCUCUGGAGGAGGAAGACAAUCUGGAUGGAAAAGAAAAUCUGUAUAAAAAGUAUCUGAAAGAAGAACCCAAGGCAAGUUAUUCGUCACAAACCAUGCUUCUUCGUGAUGCAAGGAGCCCAGACGCUGGCCCCUCUCAAGCGACCAACUUCUUGACUGUCCCGUUGAUUUCCAUGACCCCUUCUGCCAUCUCUGAAUCUGCCACAGAGUCUUCUGAGUCGCUUCUGACAUUGUACAGGAGGAGCCAGGCCAGUCAAACGGACUGGCACUAUGGCGGAACUGCCGUAAAAUCUUUAAAAUCGAAAUCAGAAACAGAACAAGAAACCACCACGAAGCCUGCUCCGAAAGUCAUGGAGUUUGCUUCUAAAGAGAACUUUUGGGAUGGUAUAACAGAUGAGUCCAUUGACAAGCUGGAAGCGGAGGACUUAGAUGAACACUUUUUGAACAGCUCCUAUCAGACAGUAUUUAAAACAAUAAUCAAAGAAAUGGCUGCUCGCGAUGAACUGGAAGAGGAUUUUGACAUUCCCCUAACUAGGCUACUGGAAAGUGAAAACAGAUGGAAACUGUUAAUUAUGUUGAAGAAAAAUUACGAAAAGUUCAAGGAAACAAUCUUAUGGAUUAAGAGGAGACGUGAAGCUCAAAAGGUAACAGAGAUGACCACUUUCACAUUUCGUUUAAUGACCGAACCAACACCUGAGAAGCAUGAGACAAAAAAAGUCCAAAAGCCUCAACGUGUUGUUCGUCGUAGGAAGAAAUUAGAACGAGAUAAGGAAUGGAUACAGAAGAAGACAGUGGUGCAUCACGGUGAUGGAAAAUUAAUUCUCUACCCCAACAAGAAUGUCUAUCAAAUUCUCUUUCCUGAUGGGACAGGCCAGAUACAUUAUCCAUCAGGAAACCUGGCUAUGCUCAUCUUAUAUGUGAAAAUGAAAAAGUUCACAUACAUCAUUCUGGAAGACAGUCUAGAAGGGUGGAUCCGGGCCCUUAUCAACAACUCAGGCAAUGCUACCUUCUAUGAUGAAAAUAGUGACAUCCGGUUGAACCUGAGCUCCAACCUGGGCUACUACUUCCCCAAAGACAAACGUCAGAAGGCCUGGAACUGGUGGAAUCUGAACAUCCAUGUCCACGCACCCCCUCUCCAGCCCAUCUCCUUGAAAAUCAAUGAGUACAUCCAGGUACAAAUAAGGAGCCAGGAUAAGAUCAUCUUCUGCUUCACCUAUGAACAGAAGCGGAUUUGUUUAAACCUGGGCACCAGGUACAAGUUUGUGAUCCCGGAGGUGCUCAGUGAAAUGCAGAAGAAAAGCAUCCUGGAGGCAGAGCCCGGCCCAACAGCCUGCAAGAUCCGGGUCCUUCUGGGGAAAAUGAACAGGCUCCUGAAUUACGUGACCAUCCCUGAUCUGGAAAACUUCACAGAGGCGGUCAGUACAUCACUGAUGGACAACAAGUACCUGAGGAAGAUGUUCUCUCAGCUCCGGUUUUAGGGCGGGGCUUUUCUGGCGUCCACCAAAUGUCUUGGGAAGGUGGAGACCUUGGGAGCUCCAGCAAAAAAAAACUCCAAAGACCUA
This is a messenger RNA of Macaca mulatta (Rhesus monkey), 2406 nucleotides long. NCBI's taxonomy places the organism in Eukaryota, Metazoa, Chordata, Mammalia, Primates, Cercopithecidae. The record is from RefSeq and is a predicted model, not a curated record.